Papaver somniferum (opium poppy) is the source of this 1738-nucleotide messenger RNA. RefSeq names its product BRO1 domain-containing protein BROX homolog. The transcript has 11 exons. The record is from RefSeq and is a predicted model, not a curated record. NCBI's taxonomy places the organism in Eukaryota, Viridiplantae, Streptophyta, Magnoliopsida, Ranunculales, Papaveraceae. Bases 331 to 1590 code for a protein of 419 amino acids.
UUAAAAAAAAUCUCGGUACGAAAUCAAGAAAAGCAUAUUUACAGCAAGCAAUUCUUUUCCUCCUUCAUCAUCGGUGAAAUGCUUCCAUUUUUCUAAUCUUUACGCAAUUGUCCAUGUGAGCCUUUUUCGAUCCCAGUGUUACUUCAAUUCCAGUCUCUAUCUUAAUCCAAUUUGAAACUCACUCUUCUUCUUCUUCUUCUUCUUCUUCUUCUUAUCUUCUCUUAAUCCGCCCUCUUUCUCUCGUUCUUGAUUCAUCUCAUCACAAUGGGUCGUUUCUCUGCUUCAUGACUGUAUGCUCACUGUGGAACAACUAAUUACCCAUUGAGGAAGAUGGGAUGCACUUCUUCCGUUCCGACGAAGAUAUAUUCUAUUGGGAAGAAGAAGAAACUGAAUAUCCCUCAAGUAGUUGUUUUCAUACCCAAGCUGAGAAUUCCAGUAGAAUUCGAUAUUAGAAAGUCGCUUAAAGGUUUAGUUCCACGAGAUCUUCUUGAUAGGUUGUUUUCGCUUCGGAGUCAGAUCAUUUUGAUUGCCGAAGAUACAUGUGGAUCUGCUAUCCAUGAACUACAGCGAGCUCUAGAGGAUUACUUGCCUGUUUUGCUUGGCUUGACCAAGAAAGAAUUUGGCCUUGAAGGGAUGGUAGAAUUCAAGUGGAAAAAUUUACUAGAUGGGAGACAAGAAUGUUGUUUGACAAGCUCUUGGUUUGAAGUUCUAUCUGUUGUACAUAUGAUGGCUGUCCUGUUACUAUCAGAGGCUAAUGCUUUGCUUAUAAAUCCCACGAGUACCGGGGAAGGUAGCGAAACGAGUAUCCCCGAAGAGAGUAAAAAGGAUGCAAUUGAGUUACUGAUAAAAGCGUCGGGAUACUUGGAAUUCUGCGUCCGGUGUAUACUGGCUCCACUCCCGCAAGAAAUCAAAUCGAGAUUACCGAAAGAUAUGCAGGAGGGUAUUUUAGAGGCACUUUCCAUUCAAGCAUUGGGCCAGGGCACAGAAUUGCAGCUUGGAUUGGCUGUUGAAAGCAUUAAAGCUACUUUGUCAGUGAAGAGAAGGCUGGCAUGUGAACAGCUAACUUAUUAUGCUCAGGCUCACUUCUGUCUAUCUGCAAGUAAUUUGAGUGAAGAAUAUGGAAAGAAACAUCUCUCGUUCAUCAGAUGGAAGUACUUAGAAGCUAAGGCAGCAGCAUAUUACUACCACGGCCUGAUACUUGAUAAGGGCAAGGACCCAUCAAGUCACGUCAUUGCUGCAUGUUGCUUUCUAGCCGCUGACGAACUUUUAACCAAUAGCAGACAAGCAUGCCUUGGCUUUUGCAUCGCAAAACCAGUGACCAGGGCUCCGCCAGUUUGGGGUAUUAUGAAGCAUUUACAUCACAAAAUUCCUGACAUUGCAUCAAGAAAGUCUCAGAUGUAUGGUUACCUCUUAGAAGAAGAGAAGGCUCUCCAAUCAUUACCCGAUUUACCGGAUUUUCAGUUGUCUUUAAGACCAGACGACUUCAAUAUGCCGGAAAUCGAUCCAGCGUGGGAAUGCGAGAAGUGGGAACCGGAGGUUCAAACUCUAAAAGAACACCUCAAAGAUGGCGAAGAUGUGAGCCAAGCAUAGAAUUAUAUUAAUAUCGCUUUCUCAAUGUUACUUCCUUUUUUUGUUUCCUCUAAUUUCUGAUAUAUCUCAAUAUGUAAUUCUGUUUCUGCUUCUUUAAACUCACUUUUGUGUAUGUGUGUUUGUAAUUUGUAUAUGUAAAAGAUUAGAA